AUGCUUUGGAUAGCUGUAUUUUGUUUGACAGUUCUGCAAGUACAGACGUUAGAACCACCAUCCGAUAAUAAUUGUAAAAGAUCGUGGCACAAUGUGAAAAAUCCUUUAAAAUGCUGCAAUAUGCCAACAAUAUAUAAAGACGAGGAUUUUAAGGCCUGUGGUAUAGAGAAACCAGUUAUGAAUGAUGGAGACGCAAAACCGAGACCACCUGAUUGUGAUAAACAAAUAUGUUUAUUGCAAAAGAACAAUCUAAUGAAAGACGAAAAUACUAUAGACAAAGCUGCUAUCGCUGCGUUCUUGGACAAAUGGGCUGAGAUUAAUGUAGAUUUUAAAGAUGCUGUUGAAAUAACUAAAAAUAAAUGUAUUAACGGAGAACUGAUGGGUCCACCAAAUAUGUGCGAGGCUAAUAAAAUAUCAUUAUGUAUUCUUGCUUAUAUAUAUAGAAACUGUCCGAAAUGGGAAGAAACAGAUGACUGCGCACAGAUAAAAGAUUUCAUUGGAAAAUGCCCACCACCA
Messenger RNA from Brenthis ino (lesser marbled fritillary), 516 nucleotides. NCBI's taxonomy places the organism in Eukaryota, Metazoa, Arthropoda, Insecta, Lepidoptera, Nymphalidae. The record is from the annotation of a GenBank genome assembly.